Salvelinus sp. IW2-2015 is the source of this 1601-nucleotide messenger RNA. Its product is annotated as transmembrane protein 222. The record is from RefSeq and is a predicted model, not a curated record. NCBI's taxonomy places the organism in Eukaryota, Metazoa, Chordata, Actinopteri, Salmoniformes, Salmonidae.
UUGUAAAUACAUUUAUUUUCAUUGGUAGCGCGGCCACUAGAGUAUCUGGUCAAUAUAAUGGAGAAUCUGUGAUGAAGUUCAUUUUUCACAGUUGGUGAUGGCGGGUGUUGUCGAAAUCGACACCAUGAAGAAUUACCACAUAGCCUUUGAGAGAAUAGACUCCGAUACGAGCCGUUACCCCUACUGUAURGUGUGGACACCUAUCCCCGUACUAUCAUGGCUGCUUCCAUUCAUUGGACACAUGGGAAUCUGCACCUCUUCUGGUAUCAUCCGGGACUUUGCUGGGCCCUACUUUGUCUCUGAAGACAACAUGGCCUUUGGGAGACCAACAAAGUACUGGAUGCUGGACGUAGCCAAGGUGUAUGCUAGUGGCUCCAACGCCUGGGACACAGCAGUGCAUGACGCCUCAGAAGAGUACAAAAACAGAAUGCACAACCUCUGCUGUGACAACUGUCACUCCCAUGUGGCCAUGGCUCUGAACCUGAUGCGCUAUGAGAACAAGACCUCGUGGAACAUGAUCAACCUCUGUCUGCUCUCCCUAGUCCACGGAAAACACGUCAGCUGUGCAGGGUUCUUGAAGACCUGGCUUCCCUUCCUGAUGUUGCUGGGUAUUAUCCUGACUGUGGCUCUGACCAUUAACCUGCGGUGACCAGCCAACCAGUUGGGAGGACACAGCUUACAGGGUGGGAAGGGGGAGGGACUCCUUGCAGGAGGGGGAUGAGGGAGAUGGGGGUUGAGUGAGGUGAGAGCACACACGGGGAGGGGGGACCCCCUGCAGGUUGGAACUUGAGGUGGGAGGUGUCACUCUACACCUACUCUAACCUGCUUGUGAGGACAGAGAGGGAAACAAGACAUGGAACUGUGACAUCCCAGCAACAAACAAACCAAUGAGAGAAGGGCAAUAACAUCCUCCUCUCGACUAAACACAAAGCCUGCUUGUUUCUAGGACCAGGCAACCUGGCUUUCAAUGGUGGCGGAUGGCAAUUUUUAGUUUUUAGUUUAUUUUGGCAUUGAUGUUAAUUGUUCUUGAUGGACGGUAGCUUACUUAUAAAUGUUUUAAUCCCCCUCCACACACAUCCCAACCCCAUGCAGUUUUCAAAUGUUUUGAUUUUCAAUUAAGUCCUACUAUGGGGGGUAUAGACCUUCAUAAUUUCUAGGUAAUGGAUGAUGUUGCAGGUUCUGUAGACUAGAGGAAUGAUGGUAGUGGUGAAGGGGGCAGAGGUUGUUCUUUCUUUCAGGGGUAGUAGUCUUGUCUCCCACAGCGACAGCAGCAUCCAUCUCUUUCUCUCUCUGCCAUGCUGAAACGAGCACCCACCAUCCAUCUAAUGACAUGGGACUGAUGAUGACUCAGUGCUUCCCAUACUCCAUCUUGAUGUUUGGAACAGAAAACAUGACAUUUCCCUUUUAAUGCCUUUCAAGGAAUGUGUUAUUGCGUUGGCAUUUUAUACUUGGAUUGAUACAGUUCCUAUUUCUGCACCUUUUAAUAGCCUGUGAUUCACCAAGAGUGAUUUGUUGUUACAAUUAAUUGAAUAUAUUUACUACAUUGGAGUUUAUCCAGGAUAAUAAUUCUCAAAACUCUGCUAUAAACAAGUGAUGCUUCA